Molecule: messenger RNA, 810 nt
Organism: Heterobilharzia americana
Lineage: Eukaryota; Metazoa; Platyhelminthes; Trematoda; Strigeidida; Schistosomatidae
Source: the annotation of a GenBank genome assembly
AUGCUUUCGGCACGACGACGAGAAGGGUGUUUAAGAAUUCUUUUGUCUGUCUCAAGAACAGUAACAACUGAUAAACCUGGAAAUCUUAAAGACAAUCCUAAAUCACUCCCUCAUUCAACUGGGAACCUUCUCAGUUGCCCCGAUUAUUUUGGCCUUAGAAAUUUGGUCAGUGUUAGUGAGCUAUUUCAAGCUCGUGUUCAUUUCGGUCAUCGAUCAGUACUUCGCAAUGAUUACAUGAUACCAUACAUUUAUGGCUGCAGACAAGGGAUAGAUAUAAUCGAUCUGGAACAAACAAAUUCAUUGUUGUUUGAUGCACUCAACUUUACAGCACACAUUGCCUAUCGCCAAGGAAUAAUCCUCUUCAUGUACCCAUACAAACAAAUGCUGCCCUUGGUUGAAAGAACCGCUGAAAGUGUCGGUGAGUACUCUUACUGCCGUAAAUGGAACGGUGGAGUGUUCACAAACUCGUCCAGUGUGUUUCACAAUCAAGUGAGGCUACCUGACUUGGUGGUUUUUCUUAGCACAUGCAAUUCUAUCUCCAGGUCACACCCUGCUGUACGAGAUGCUGCAAAAAUGCUUAUUCCAAGUGUGGGCAUUGUUGAUACAAAUUCAGAUCCUAGGUUAGUUAGUUACCCUGUUCCUGGAAACGAUGACAGCCCUACCUCUGUUCGUUUGUUUUGUGCAUUGUUCUCUGAAGCUAUAGCAAGAGGUAAAACAAGUGCUUCUCGAGACAAUCCUUUGAAGCAGGAAUCGACCCAACAGUCUGCAUCGUCUGAAACACUUCAAACAGCAAUAUCAGCGCAAACUUAA